AUGCAAGCCUUGCAGCAAAGUGCAUUUCCUGUACGACAAUUCUAUACAUCGUUGUCUGACAGUGAUUCUGGAACAGGAAAUUCGAAUGCGAGCCAAAUUGCAUGGAAUAUACAUUUGCGACAAGUAGCAUUGAAUUUGAUGACAUUGCAAAGGCUGCAAGCUGCAAGUAAUGCAGAACGGAUUAUUCCUGAAAAGCAAUCAUAUCCAAUACAUAUAGCUUCUGCUGCGACUCAGCAUAUGCUGGAGCAACAUAAUCAAUGUUCGAAAAUAUCCGGUUCCGAGAAGCAAUUCGAAUGUAAGCAAUGUGGUAAAACAUUCAAACGUUCCUCAACUUUAAGUACUCAUUUACUUAUUCAUAGUGAUACAAGGCCAUAUCCAUGUGAUUAUUGUGGUAAACGUUUUCAUCAAAAGUCGGAUAUGAAGAAACACACAUAUAUUCAUACUGGUGAAAAACCUCACAAAUGUAUGGUAUGCGGUAAGGCAUUCUCGCAAUCGUCUAAUCUAAUCACGCAUUCACGUAAGCAUACUGGCUAUAAACCGUUUUCUUGUGAUAUUUGUGGUAGGACAUUUCAACGAAAGGUUGAUCGUCGUCGACAUCGUGAAAGUCAUCAUUCUAACGAUGUUUGCAUCUAUCGACCAUUACGAAAUAGUGCCGCUCCAAAUAAUUAUGCAAAUUCGAUAAGCCGAUCAUCGGUCGUGAACUUGGAUCAUCUUGAAGUGUCAAAUAAUGCAGUUUUAAAUCCGAAACCGAUGUCUUUUCAUUUGUCAAAACCUGAUGAGGCAUUAAAUCUUAGCUCAAGAUAG
This is a messenger RNA of Acanthocheilonema viteae, 804 nucleotides long. The record is from the annotation of a GenBank genome assembly. NCBI's taxonomy places the organism in Eukaryota, Metazoa, Nematoda, Chromadorea, Rhabditida, Onchocercidae.